Messenger RNA from Saccostrea cuccullata (small rock oyster), 1111 nucleotides. RefSeq lists its product as uncharacterized. The transcript has a single exon. The record is from RefSeq and is a predicted model, not a curated record. Lineage: Eukaryota; Metazoa; Mollusca; Bivalvia; Ostreida; Ostreidae. The coding region runs from base 1 to 507 and encodes 168 amino acids.
AUGACAGCGUACAACAAAAAGGACAAAGUCUUCAGGUUCGUCCGCCAGCUACUCGCCUUGCCAUUCCUCCCACCGGAACAUAUCGAGGAUGCUUUCCACCGUCUGGAUGGCCGUGCUCCAGAGGUCUUAGCUCCUGUAAUGGACUACGUAUACAGAACAUGGAUUCGUAGUCCAAUCUAUGAAAUCCAUCACUGGAGUGUUUUCAUGACGGCCAUCCGCACCAACAAUGAUGUAGAGGGGUGGCACAACAGAUUAAAUACAAGUGUGGCCACCAGGGGACCCGUGCCCUUCUACCAUCUUAUUUUAGUCCUUUACAGAGAGGCGAUGGACAUCACAUUACAGAUGAAGAUGGUGUCGGAGGGGAAGAUACAGCGGUAUCAAAGAAAGAGGACCCGUCAAGUGGAGGGACGAAUUUUUGAUCUGUGGCAGCAAUACUGUGAAAGGGGGAUAAAUGCUAGCCAGCUUCUCCAAGAAUGUGCCUCCAUCUAUGGACCUCCAACCCAGUAAAUCAAUGUGAAUCACGCAUUUUUACAGACGUAUGACUGGCGUAAUGUUAUUGCUAUGUUUAAUGAAUAAAGAUUUAGAUGCUGAUAGAUGCACAUUCAUAUUUUUUUCCACAUAUCAUUAAUAUUAAAUAUCAUACCAAAAUACUAGUUAUAGUUACGUGUAAUCUUCAGGUCAAUUUCACCGGGCAACAGAUAAUUAAACAUGGGUAAUAAUGUCUGAGAAAUAAAUAAGUUUGCUAAUCAGAACCAAGAACAAGCGCCGUUUGUAACCACGUACUAUUAUAUAUAUGGCGUUUUUCUCAGAUUAACUAACAUUUAUAAGAUCCUUCUUGUUGUUUCAAUUCUUUAUAUAAAGAUACAGGUUACACAAUUUUUCAACAUUUUAAUUUGAACGUAUGUAAAGCACAUCGUAUUUCAUGUAUAUCUAUAUUCAAUUUCGUAUUAUCAUUUUUAGCUCAAAAACUCCAUACAAAACUCACUGGCAACGCAAAUAUAUUUUUUAUAUAGAAAACAGAUACGUAGAUCCAUGAUAUUAAAAAUAUUUCCUUUUAUCAUACUAAUUUUUCUAGAUCCCUUUCGAGUAUUUCAAUUGUUACUUAUUUACA